AAAAACAUGAAUGAAAGUGGAAUGAGAGAGAAAAAGAAAGAGAGAGAGGUUGUUCAACUCUGACAAAACCACCACCACAGCCGACGCCUCGUGCCACCCUCCUCCUCCGCCCCUUAGCCCACAAAACUGUCUCGCUUUUUCCUGCGCUUUAUGGUUGUUUUGGGAAAAAUAUAGUGUUUUGUUUUGAGUAGGUCGGUGAAGACAAUAAAGUGCCAGUUGUGGAUUGUGCUUUUUUUUUUUUUCCCCUCUCUACGGUCGCUGUAGAGAACACAAUCUAUUACGCUGAGACCCUGUCCGUUUGUGGGAACUUUGUAUGUUCAGAAAACCCGUACCCCUCUGUUUUUAAUAUGCAUAGUAAAGCAGGUGGCAAUCUUUCUUCAACUUCACUCUCUACUGUUCCAAUCUAAACUUAAUGCUGAAGGAAGAUAAAGUGUUUGUUGAAAAUCCUGUGAGAUUUGGUCUUUGUUUUUUUCUAAGAGGAGAUUUGGGUUUUUUAUUUUCGGAUCAUCUGGGAUUCAGGAGACCGUUCUGGGCAUGAACCAGGUUUCAGUGGCCCUUGUUUUCGAUUUUGUGUAGAUUUUAAAGACCCAGUGAAGGACACGUUGAGCUCAUACAUAUCCCCAUAUCUGAAACACUUGCAUGCUGUAGCAACCCCCAAGACCAAUAAUAUAUAUAUAUAUAGGAAACUCAAUUCAAUAGCAAUCAAACCCAAUAUAAAGAUUGAAUUUUUGGGGUGAAAGGAGAAAGAGACGAUGCAGAGUGAGAGAGGGGAUGGUGGAGGGAGUGAAGAGAUGAGGCAGAAUCAGAGGUUGAAGCCACUUAGAGGAGAUCAACAACAACAGCCUCCCCCACAACCUCAAAAAUGUCUUCGCUGCGAGUCCUUGAAUACAAAAUUCUGUUACUACAACAAUUACAGUCUCUCACAGCCUCGUUACUUCUGCAAGACUUGUAAAAGGUACUGGACUCAGGGUGGAACCCUGAGAAAUGUGCCCGUAGGAGGCGGUUGCAGGAAGGGAAAACGCACAAAAACAACGUCAUCUGGUGAGAAUUCCAGCUCUCAGCCUAAUCAGCCACAUCCACCUCAGAAUUUCACAGCCCCACAAUCUAUGUUCACCACCAAUUCAACUGUUAGUACUAGUCCUGCUGUUAUGAGGACUAAAGAAUCUGGUGUGCCUUCAAUGGGAUCAUAUUAUCCAGGAGGUGGGUUCUUGUCUUCUUUAGCAGCAAUUCAGUCUCUCCAACCUCCGCAGCCUUUUAAUCAGACUGUGGGUCUUGGUGGUGGUGGUGAUUUGGGUGCUUCUUCAAAUUUGGGUCUGCUGCAGGGUUUCAAUGUCAAUGUCAAUGUGCCUUCUUUUGGGUCAAACCAGCAAAUUAAUCAGCAGAGGCAGUUUUAUCAAAUGGGUGCUGAUAGAGAUGAGAGUACUUUAGGUCUCAUGUAUCCAUCUGAUCAACAGGAGAGCUUGAUGAUGCUAUCAAGCAGGCCUGCUGCUUCAAGCUCUUCUCAGCACAACUGGCACCAGAUCAUCAACAAUACUAAUACUAUUGUCUCUGAUACAACUUUGUGGAGCACUGUAAGUUCCAGCACUGGAGGCAACAGUAAUACCACUGCUGGAAGCUCCAGUGCUUCUUUAAAUCCCAAUCAGUGGCCUCAUAUGCCAGGUUAUGGUGCUGCACCAUAAUCUUUCUUCUUUAACCUCCCAGCAUAGCAUGACUCCAUGAAAAUUUUUUGGCUUUAUGUACAAAACAAAACAUUAAAUAAUUUCAAAUCUUUUUUUUCUCCCUUUUGAUGGUUUCAAAGUGUUUUUCUUUACUUGUUUUCAUGGGUUGGGGGGAGACGGUACAGUUCAUGUAAAAAUGGACAGAUUGCUAUACAGUCUUUGUGCUCAGAUGUAGAGAUCAUGGCUUCCUGGGUUAUGCUUAAGUUGUUUGAAUUUUUUAGCUACGCUCUAUAUGUAGUGAGCUCUGGUUUGAUUGCCUUUAUUUCUGCUUCUAUUGGGUGAAAGUGCAGAUAUCUUUUUUGUUAAUUAGGGUUUUUGAGAGCCAAAAAGGAAGGAUAGAGAGAAAGAGGCAAAGAGUGCAUGUUAUGGUGGAGCUGAUGUGUUUUGUCAAAGUUGUUGGAGAAGAUGGUUUCGUUCUGGUGC
Molecule: messenger RNA, 2141 nt
Organism: Tripterygium wilfordii
Lineage: Eukaryota; Viridiplantae; Streptophyta; Magnoliopsida; Celastrales; Celastraceae
Product: dof zinc finger protein DOF5.3-like
Exons: 1
Coding region: 753-1679 (308 amino acids)
Biological process (GO): regulation of DNA-templated transcription
Molecular function (GO): DNA binding; DNA-binding transcription factor activity
Source: RefSeq, a predicted model, not a curated record